AUGGCGGCUCCACGGAAACAGAUGCAACUGAACUUCUUCGAUACAGCUUGCACAGGCUGCGAAACUGACAAGCAUCAAAGGGACCCAAACGACAACUCGAGAGGAAAGGACCGUCUUGGCUAUUACACCUGGCUCGCGAAAAUAGCAGAAAAGGGGAAAAUCUCCUCCCUUUUCUUUGCAGAUGUGUACAGCCCUCAUGAGGUUUAUGGAGGUAAUGGAGAUGCUUCCUAUAGAGGGGGUUCUCAGAUUGGGAGAAUGGAUCCUACCAUCUUAGUGUCGGCCAUGGCUGCAGUGACGAAAAAUCUGUGUUUCGGAAUCACGGGGUCAACGUCGUAUAUUCCCGCCUACAUGUUGACCAGAAUGUGGUCCACUAUGGAUCAUGUUACUGAAGGGCGAAUUGGCUGGAACAUUGUCACGAGUUACAGCAAACCGGCUGCAAAAGCAUUUGAAUCCUGGGAAGACGGUGCUCAACUCUGGCAAGCCGAGCCAGAAAUGGCCUAUGACCCCAGCAAAGUCCACCGAAUCGAGUUCAACGGCAAAUACCAAAAGUUCUCAGGCUACGGCCAACUUCACCCUUCACCCCAACGGACACCAGUGCUCUUCCAAGCCGGUUCCUCACCCGCAGGAAUCAAAUUCUCAGCUAAGAAUGCAGAAGCCGUCUUCACAAGCCACCCUACUAUUGAACGCCUCCGCUCAUUCGUAGACAAGUUACGUACAGAAGCAAAAGCCAAUGGCCGAGAUCCCCAAUCCAUCAAAGUCUUCACGGCAAUCCUGCCCAUCAUUGGAAGAACAGAAGAAGAAGCCCAAGCCAAGCUCAAGAAAGGCCUCGAGAACACCUCCUGGCAAGGCGGGCUCGCCCGCUUCGGCGGCUUCACCGGCGUGGAUCUGGCGAAGUAUCCGCUGGAUGAAGAGUUCGACUUCGAGGGGAAGAAGUACGAGGUUGGGAUCCAUAGUUUGGUGGAGACGUUUAAGUAUUUGAGUGACAUUGAACGGUGGACGCCGAGGAAACUGGGCAUUGCGAUGGCGAGUGGGGGGCUAAGUGCUAUGCCCGUGGGCACCCCGGAGCAGGUGGCGGAUGUGUUUGAGAAGUGGUUUGUUGAGGGGGAGUGCGAUGGGUUUAACAUGUCCUAUAUGUCGAAUCCGGGUAGUUGGGAAGACGUAGUUGAGUUGCUGGUCCCUGAGUUGCAGAAGAGGGGUAUUUACUGGACUGAUUAUGCAGUUCCCGGAGGGACUUUCAGGGAGAAUAUGCAAGGAAAGCCGGGACAUCCACUAUUACCGGAUGACCAUCCUGAUGGCAUUCGCGAAAGGUGGAACCCGUGA
This is a messenger RNA of Hyaloscypha bicolor E, 1320 nucleotides long. RefSeq names its product xenobiotic compound monooxygenase, DszA family. The transcript has 6 exons. Gene Ontology annotation, molecular function: monooxygenase activity; oxidoreductase activity, acting on paired donors, with incorporation or reduction of molecular oxygen. Bases 1 to 1320 code for a protein of 439 amino acids. The record is from RefSeq and is a predicted model, not a curated record. NCBI's taxonomy places the organism in Eukaryota, Fungi, Ascomycota, Leotiomycetes, Helotiales, Hyaloscyphaceae.